Patella vulgata (common limpet) is the source of this 3613-nucleotide messenger RNA. Its product is annotated as synaptotagmin-15. The record is from RefSeq and is a predicted model, not a curated record. Lineage: Eukaryota; Metazoa; Mollusca; Gastropoda; Patellidae. The coding region runs from base 207 to 1643 and encodes 478 amino acids. Gene Ontology annotation, biological process: cellular response to calcium ion; calcium-ion regulated exocytosis; regulation of calcium ion-dependent exocytosis. The transcript is spliced from 9 exons. Gene Ontology annotation, molecular function: phosphatidylserine binding; SNARE binding; calcium ion binding.
UCUAUAUAUUGUAUUAUGUUUUACGUAUAAUGCAGGUGUGUUCCCUGAGUAAACCGCCGUGUUUCUCGUCAACUUGGUCACAACGUGCAAGUGGCUCUCCACGUCACGACUGUUCGACUAGCACUGGAGGCGUCAGGGCACAAGUUUAUCCUCCAUUAAACUGAAGAUAAUGAAAGAAUAGGAUAACUUCUUAGUUUAAUUGGAGAAUGGGGAAAGUGUACCGACGCCUGGUCCGUAAGGCAGGGCAUGUCGGACACCAUGGCAGUCACCAUGGGCUUGACGCCAGGGAAGUGAACGCCCAAGAAGGAUUACCCAACCCUCCAAGUGAUAACUCCUCACAGUUUAUAGUUGGAAAUUUAGACGCUACAUCGCUGGGAAUAAUAAUUGGCUGUUCCGCAGCCGCUCUUCUUAUCAUCAUUAUUGCCAUUAUUCUGUUUAAAAUUCGCCGAAAUAGAAGGAAAUUUGAUUUACAAUUUGAAGAUUUUAACGAAGAUUCUCUGUUCUCUAGAUCUUGUCCAAACUCAAGAAGUCCAUCUCCAAGACUACCUAAAAGAAAAUCUUGUCCAGAUGCCUACUCUAGUAUAAGCGCUAAAGAUUCUGUAUUGAUAAGGUCGGUAACGAUAGAUAAGGUACCAGAUUUUGAACUUCCGCCGGAACGAGUACAACCUAGAAGCAGUUUUGAUAGGUCUAUAUCUAUAGGAGGUGGGCAAUAUCAACAAACAUUAGGAUCAAUACAACCAGAAUUAUACAGACAUUCAAGUUUUUCCGAAGAUGAGGAAGGAAAUCUACCACCAACAGAACAUGGUCGACUGUGGUUCUCUUUGAUAUAUGACGUAGCUGUAGAACAACUGUGUGUUACUCUAAUCAAAGUUAAAAACAUUCCAGGAAGAAGUCCGAACCAAGCACCGCGCGACCCUUUUGUCAAGCUCUAUCUUCUACCUGAUGAGCGAACGUGUCGUACUUCUAAAACCCGUAAAAAAUCUCUCUCGCCAGUCUUUAACGAAUCUUUUUCAUUUACGGUAUCAGCUGAAGAUGUAUUUACAAGAACACUGCGUUUUUCUGUCUACGAUGUUGACAAACGACAAAUACGGCAUUCGUUAGGGCAUGUUAUGGUACCUUUAAAAGAUGUUGAUUUGACCAAAGGUGAUGUUGUCUGGUGUGAUCUUGAACCUAUGGCACAGGCUGCGUCGUCUCUGGGUGAUGUCCAGGUUAGCUUGACGUACAUACCACCACAAGAAAAAAUAAAAAUAGUUGUGAUGAGAGCCAGAAAUCUUAGACCAUCAGAUUAUACCAGUGAAUCGGGAUUGUAUGCGAGGGUUCAGUUUUAUUAUGGCAGACGAGCACAUAAAACAAAGAAGACAACAGUACAGAGAAUUUAUUCGGAUCCCGAGAUACAUGAAUCAUUUUCUUUCUCUAUAGCCGGUAAACAGUUGGAUACAUGUAACGUAGUUAUAUCCAUCAUGACGUCACCUACUAGAGGACCGUUUGGUCGUGACGAAGAGUACGGCCGAGUAACGAUUGGUCCGUUCAUGUUUGCGCGUGGAGAGGAGCUUCUCCAUUGGCAGGAAAUGGUCGCCCAAUCAAAAAUAGCUAUUGCACGAUGGCAUACGUUAACGAGCUUCGUUUCCUCUGAUUUGCAUUAAGAGAAAUUCGAUAGAAAUUUGAGUAUAUUUUAAUUUUUAAAGCACAUCGCUUACAGCAAAGAUUUAAAUUACUAGACAUGUUAGUCAAUCCAAGCUUGGGGCAUUUUAUUAAAUUGUUAUAAACUGUAUUUAAUUAAAAAUAUGUCUAUUAAAUCAGAAAGGAAAUAAAUUCCGCCACAAGAAAAGUAAGCGUUUACAAUAUGUGUAUAUAGAAUAAAGAAGAAUAUAUUUUGUUAUCAGAAAAUUUAAGAAAUACGAGAAAAUCAAAAUUAUUUGAUGUCUUAUUGUGUAAAUAUAUGUUUUAUUGUAAAAAAAUGUCAUAUUAAUUCACUUUAUAUUCAAUUUAUUUAACUAGCGUUUUCACAAUUUUAUUCGUACUGACAUGUUACUUUACAAAUUUGAUGCGGAUACUUCCGCUUUAUUGUUUUUGGAAAUUAGCUUUAAUGGGAUCGCUGCAUUCAAAACGGUGACGUACCAAAUCAAGGGGGACAACUGUCUUCAGUCAACAACAAUUCAAGGACGAAACUAGCAAAGGAACAAUUAACAGCGCCAAGUUUACCUUAAAAACAAAAAUUAACAGAUUUCCUUUGUAAAACAUAUUCAGGAAGCAAAUUGUGAAAACUCUAGUUACUGAGAAAUGUUGUAUAUUGUUUAUUACAAACUAAGACCGAGGUUAACAUUCGUCUGAAUCAUUGGCCGACAUGUCCAUGAUGCUUUCAAUACAAAAACGUAUUUAGUUGUAUCAAUCCAAGGCUUUCAGCCGGAGAAAAAUUCAGUCUAACACAAAUGUAAUGGGACUGUUUCCAUGUAACUGGCGUAAACGCCCGAUGAAACACGCCAUGGAAAACGAACCUUAGAUGAAUAAUUGUUAAAUGACAUAUAUUUUAAUUAUGACACUGUAUAUAUCAAAUCAAUAUGUUCAGCCACUGGUCGUUGUAACCUCGGUCAAAUCUACACAUGGUCACACGUCUUCUAUAUUAGUUGACUUCUUUCUUUGCCCUCUUUGGUCACAAAGGUUGACAUUUCUUUGACCGGAUGAAUUUAAUAAAACUUACAUAUUAAUUCUUCAGCUCAGAUCUGCACUUUUCUCCCGCCCCAUCCCUCCCCAGUAGUAUAGACUAUUUGCUUUUAAUCUGUAAAUAUUAAUGGUAGUGUUGGAAGUGUUUGUAUCCGUCAUAUUAUCAAAUGUGUUUUAAUAAUUUAGUUUAGGUGUGUAUAAAGUGUACCCUGACCAGAUCAACACCAAAAUAGUAAGCUAAUAAUCAUAACAAUUUAAUAUAUUUUAUGGUUUCCAACAAUAGAUCCGUUUAGAAAAUGCGAGUUUGCUUUAAACUGAAUUGGCACGGGAGUGCCGUUUUGGUGAAUAUAAUCUCACAUUUGCAUAGUUGGCUUGCCAAUUAUUAUUGCACGCACAUGACAAGCAGCUAGAAGCGCGAUUUAUUUUUCUAAGAAAAGAAUAGCAAGAUAACUACCGUAAAGUGGCUAUCGAUCGAUUCAAACUUCAUUAUCUCGAAUUCGGAAGUCUCGAAGAAAGAGGUUGUGUCGAAUACCAAAGUUGGGCCCCGUUUUUAUUGUCGGUUAAUUAAACAAGAACAAUGGAUUGAAAUGGUUAUUAUUGAUUGUUUUGACAGUUUAUAGUGUAUGUAAUAUUAUGAAAGCAUUUUAUUAAUACGCAUUUCAAAUUCUAUACUGAUUUUUCGCCUAUUUAUCCCUGCAACCAAAUCAUUUUGGCUUAUCUUAAGUCAUACAAUUUACAUACUGUGAUCGUAAUUGAAUUAUAUAUUAUAAUAAUUAGUAGUUCAAAUAUAUAAAGUAUACAUCAGGGUCAGUUUUAUAUAGAUAUUAAUGAACACAACAACUAAUUCCAUAAUAAAAUAAAAGGUGAAGGGAUAUAAUUUGAAAGCUAACGUGGAAAAAAAAUUAUGGAAUUUGGUAAUGUUUUACAAUUAAAAUAUAUUUAAAUAUUAAAA